AUGGCUCGGCUCGCAAUUUGGCUAAAGACCAUUCCUUGCUUCCUGAACUGGGUCGCCGCCGCUCCUCCUGUUGGGCCAGAAGAAGUACUAGGGCUCACGACCCCGGGCGAUCCCAACUUCCUCACGAAGGAUCAUUGGGAUGCAUUUGGAAAUCUUGAUUCGGCUUGUGAUCCCCAUAGCGAUGCCUCUGACUGGCAGCCACGCAUGACUGAUGAAUGCGUUUCCCUGGCAGACCACUUUGUGCCGAUGGAAUUCCGGCCAUCUGAGGAGAAAGUCGGAGCGCGUGCUAAUCACGACCAGGUAGCGUAUUACAGAGAAGGAGUACAAUCGAACAACAUAUUGAUCCAGGCCCCAGCGCAAAACGUGGCGCCUCCCGAGAGCUCUGAGCCCGCUCGAGAAGUCGAGCCAUCUGGGAGGAAUGAACGAUCAGGAUUGAAGAGAGCUUAUACCGAUGAUAUCCAACCACUUACCGAAAAUGCGGCGCAUUCUCAGAGUUCCGGAACACUUGGGCAAGCCGGGCCGCAUGAUGGACAACGACAAGUUGCUCGACCAGAUCAACCACUUAUCCACCAAACCAGCACUCCCAUGCAAACUGGGGCCCCUUUGGAGGCCUCCCAGACCAUUUCGGAAGCCGAGCCCAAUGGGAGCAAACCAGUAGGAUCCAACAAAAGGUUGAGAGUUGAUCAACAAAUUCAAACACCUAUCAACCAAGCAACCCAGACCCCCACAACAUCUGCUCCGCAUCCACAACGCUUUCUCUCCACGUCGGACCCAAUCAGCCAGCCAAACAGACCAUACGAAGACAACGAAACACCAACCAGAGUCACGAAGGGAGCUGAUCUCCGAUACUUUGGAAGUAAAGGACCUAAUAUGCGUAUGCUUGAACGUCGGGCGACCUUGGCCCUUAAAUUCCAGGACCAUCUAGCAAAAAAAGAGUUCAAUGUGUUCACAGCAAUGUUGAACCAAAAAUACCACGAGAUAAAUGUCUUGUACAGCAAUUCUUUGAGUGUACCCUCAUCGGAUACGCUUACAAAAAUAUACGACGGUUUGGAAAUGAGCGUACGCAACCUUGGACUUCCUCUGAAUAUUGGAGAACAUUAUUUUCGUAUUAUCGACAUCCGAAUACCUCUCAAAUCAAAAACUCAAGCUAGGAAAUAUCUUCCGAUGUUCCUCAAGAUCCAGGCAAUACUAAAAGCCCUGAACCACUAUCAUAACUUGGUUUUUCUGAAUGGACUGGAUCAAAAGAUUUUGAAAAGAGAGAACGCCGGUCAUCCAGGUCCAUUACCAUGGUUUUACGAGCAGCUAUUCUACGAUACCCCAGCUCACCCCCCUCUUCUAGGCAUGGCCACAAUGCAACUGGAAGAAAUUAGUCCAAACACGAGAUUUACCGAAGCCCACUACAACGUAUAUCGCCCCCCCCUCUCUGCACUUCGAGGGAUCAGGAAGAAUUUUAAUGAGGCCCAGAAGCGCUUAUAUUAUGUACUGGUUGAACCGGUGCAGCUAAGCAGUUUCAAUGCUGGUAUAGUUGCACUCGAUCUUCUAGGCCAUUGGUACCGAGCUGAAUUCUCAAAACUCUGGGCAGAUCCCUUCCCCGCUGUGGAUUACGCCAAAGAGCUUGCUGGGGCAGUAGAAAUAGUUUCUCAAUGA
Puccinia triticina is the source of this 1647-nucleotide messenger RNA. RefSeq lists its product as uncharacterized. The record is from RefSeq and is a predicted model, not a curated record. NCBI's taxonomy places the organism in Eukaryota, Fungi, Basidiomycota, Pucciniomycetes, Pucciniales, Pucciniaceae. The transcript has 3 exons. Bases 1 to 1647 code for a protein of 548 amino acids.